Molecule: messenger RNA, 507 nt
Organism: Cryptomeria japonica (Japanese cedar)
Lineage: Eukaryota; Viridiplantae; Streptophyta; Pinopsida; Cupressales; Cupressaceae
Product: secreted RxLR effector protein 161-like
Exons: 1
Coding region: 1-507 (168 amino acids)
Source: RefSeq, a predicted model, not a curated record
AUGGAGACAUGGCCGAAUCUGUCAGCUAAGUCUGAUUCUCCUCCUAUAGAUGAAGCACAAUUUAGGCAACUAGUGGGUAGUCUCAUCUAUCUCACUUUCACUAGACCUGAUCUUAGUUUUGUAGUGAGAUACAUUUCACGCUUCAUGAUAGCCCCCAUGGUCGAUCAUUGGGUAGCAAUGAAGCAUAUGUUGCGUUAUGUGAAGGGCACCUUUGAUUAUGGACUUGUUUACACUAGGAGUCACGAACCUAGACUUAGUGGUUUCAUAGAUUCAGAUUGGGAAGGUUCGGUUGAUGACAGGAAAUCAAAAUCUGGAUAUGUGUUUAUUUUGGGAUUUGGUGCAGUCACAUGGACUACAAAAAAUAAGCAGGCAGUGGCUCUCUCCUCAAUAGAAGAAGAGUAUCGAGGAGCAACUAAGGCAACAUGUGAGGUAGUUUGGCUUCGCCAGAUGCUUACAGAUAUGCAAAUAUCUCAAGCAGGUCCAACUCCCUUGUUUUAUGAUAAUUAG